UUUUUUUUUUUUUUUUGGGGGGGGGUUUCGUGUCGCCACACGCGCUCGAAUAAAGAAUUCUUCCUCAGUUCGAACCGAAGCCUAGACACGGUAGGCUCGUCGCUACUUGACGGGACGAAAACGUCGUUCGUUGCAAUCUUCGUGCUUUGGACAAACCUCGUCACGUUGCACGUCCGAGCCUCUCGAGCUAGCCUUAGCUUAGCUGAGCUCGUUAGCCGCCGUCGAAGUAGAGACGACUUUGUCGGCGACGUCAUCGAUCGGUAGCGAUCGAGUGUGAAAGUGAUUGUGGCUAUCGUGCGAGAAUGUGUGCAAGAAAGACAGCGCAAUACGCGGAGGAACUUUCCGGAACGAAAGAGGAGAUCGAGCCAUUAAUGGACGCUGCUUUCGAGCAGCCUGCGUUUGCGUCACACGGAGCAGACGUCUGUGAAGAGCUUCAUCCAGAGCAACGGGAACCCGAGUGCGCCCACAUUAAAGAGGAAGAGGAGGAAGAGCCCCCCUACAUUAUAGUGGAAGUGCAGCCAGAGCCAACUCACAUUAAAGAGGAAGAGGAAGAAGAGCCCGACGAGCCAGAGACCUUCCACAUCAAAGAGGAGGAGGAGCUCAUCAUGUUGCCAUUGACAUUUGCGCCUUUCAAGAGUGAAAUUGAGGGUAAGAGUGAUAAUGACGGGAGCAGAGGGGCGGAGCCUCCAAGCAGCAGCUCGAGUCAAGACAUGACAACAGAAGGUGACGAAGACAACCACACAGGAUCUCAAGAAGACGGCCUCUUAGCGCCACUAUCGGAUAGUGACGACAUAACGUCACACUCUCAUGAUGAUGAUGACGAUGAUGACGACGACGAUGAUGAUGACGAUGAUGAGGACGAUGAUGAUGAUUACGAUGACGACGAUUAUGAUGAUGAUGAUGACGAUUAUCAACACUCAAAAGGUGACGUGACAUGUCACACGAACAAAAAACACUGGAAAUGUUCUCAGUGUGAGAAAACAUUAAGUUCCAAGCGGGUUUUGAAAGAACACAUGAGAAUACACACUGGAGAGAAACCUUUUGCCUGCUCAGUUUGUGGUCAACGAUUCUCGUUUAGGGAAAACUUAAGAAUACACACACGAACACACACUAAGGAGAAACCUUUUGUUUGCUCAGUUUGCGGUAAAAGAUUUACUCAAAAGACAAAUUUAACAAAACACACAAGAACCCACACAGAGGAGAAACCUUUUGCCUGCUUGGUUUGUGGUAAAAGAUUUACUCAAAAGACAAAUUUAUCAACACACUCAAGAGCGCACACUGGAGAAAAACCUUUUGCCUGCUCAGUUUGUGAUCAAAGAUUCUCUGUGAGGGGGAACUUAAGAAGACACACAAGAACACAUACUGGAGAGAAACCUUUUGUCUGUUCAGUUUGUGGUCAAAGAUUCUCUACGAAACCGAAUUUAACAAGACACACAAGAACACACACAGAAGAAAAACCUUUUGCUUGCUCAUUUUGCGAUGAACGAUUCAAUUUACAGAAAAAAUUAAUUACACACACUAGAUUGCACAGUGGACAAAAAACAUUUGCCUGCUCAGUUUGUGGUAAAAGAUUCUCUGUAAGGGGGAACUUAAGAAGACACGUGAGAACGCACACUGGCGAGAAACCUUUUGCCUGUUCAGUUUGUGGUCAAAGAAUCUCUUCCAAGGCAAAUUUAACAACACACACAAGAAAACACACCGGGGAGAAACCAUUCAGUUGCAAUGUGUGCGAGAAAAGAUUCUUUAGCAAGGCUUAUGUUAAGAGACACAAGUGUGCCGGAGAGAACAGCAGCGAUCAAUAAAGCUACGAAUAGACCGAACAAACUGACUGUCUGUGGUGAAGUGUGAAGUGUAUUUGUGAUUGUGAAUAAAAUGCAACAUUGGAUUUGAUGAUGUAAAGACGUUCAAUCAAUAAAUUGAUCAGUGACAGAAGAACCAUGGUGCGGUGUACUGUAUCUGCCGUAGGGAGAGUGACUGUAUGAGCUCUGGAGUAUAUAAAACCAAUUUAUUGGUAGUAGUGGGACGUCAGGACGUAGAGCGGGCACGUACGCACAGACCCCAGGUGGCGCUCAAGCUUUUGCCCUGGUUAAAAAAGUGCCCGUUUUUUCUGCAGCACAUUGUUUCUUCAUUCAUCAAUAUUUGAAAUAAAAGACACCAAAAAUGUUCGGAAAAAUUUUCUAGAACAGCUGAGAUUCAUUUGGGGUUAAUCAGGGGAACUGCAAGUGGUGGCACUCAAAACUUAAAUUUUAAGACUUUGAAGGUAAUUGUGGGCCCAAUGGUUAAGAUGAUCAUCACCUGACACCGUGGGGGACCUAGGUUCAAGACCCUUACCGGAGCAUCCGCCGGACUCCCGGCUAUGGUGUCCUUGAGCAAGACACUGAUACCCUGAACUGCUCCCCGGGCUUCAAGUUGCACUUACGGAUGUAGCGCCAAACUGUAUUUACUGACAUUGGUUUUCUGAAGUGUUCCUGAGCCCAUGCGGUGAUAUCCUUUACACAUUGAUGUCGGUUUUUGAUGCAGUGCCGCCUGAGGGAUCGAAGGUCUCGGGAAUUCAAUGUCGGUUUUCGGCCUCGCCGCUUCCAUGCAGUGAUUUCUCCAGAUUCUCUGUAGCUUUUGAUGAUAUUAUGGACCGUAGAUGAUGAAAUCCCUCAAUUCCUUGCAAUUGUACGUUGAGGAACAUUGUCCUUAAUCUGUUGGACUAUUCUCUCACGCACUUGUUCCCAAAGAGGUGAACCUCGCCCCAUCUUUGCUUGUGAAUUCACGAAAGCUCCUUUUCUACCCAAUCAUGGCACCCACCUGUUCCCAAUUAGCCUCUUCACCUGUGGGAUGUUCCAAACAGGUGUUUGAUGAGCAUUCCUCAACUUUCUCCGUCUUUUUUUCCCACCUGUCCCAGCUUUUUUGGAACAUGUUGCAGCCAUCACAUUCUAAGUUCAUUAUUAUAAGUUGAUCAGUUUGAACAUGAGAUAUCUUGUCUUUGUAGUGUAUUCAAUUAAAUAUAGGUUGAACAUGAUUUGGAAAUCAUUGUAUUCUGUUUUUAUUGAUGUUUAACACAACGUCCCAACUUCAUUGGAAUUGGGGUUGUAGAGCUACAUGAGGUACAUGUGUGGGAAAAAAAAUAAUGAAAUUAAACAAGACCAUGAAGAGAAUAGACUGUUGGGAAUAAAUAUGAUUUCAUGAAACAAAUAAAUUGGUACCUUGACUUAUGAGUUGAAUUGGUUCCGUGACAUGCUCAUAACUCAAGUCACUAGUAUCUCAAAUCAACGUUUCUCAUUGAAAUGAAUGGAAAAGCCAUCCCAGCCCUCAAAAAAAAAAACACCCAAAGAAAAUGUAUGUGCUUUUAAAAUGAUUUUUGUUUUUAAUUUGCACUGUACUGUAUUGUACUGUUUCAAAACAUACAGUAAUAACAUAAUUAACUAGAAUGGAAAGAAAUUCUUUUUUUAGAUGCUACAUAUUUUUCCUGACCUUUUAAUUUUUUUUGGGGGGGGGGGGCUUUUUCACCUGUAUGCUUUCCUUGCUUUCAGCACCUUCUCCAACGUUUUGUGAACAGAGGUCCACCACUUUGAAAUGAUUUGAACACCCUUUGGUCGGCGUUAUAAUCUUUAUUGACUCCUUAACGCUCACUUUCUGACGCGAAAAAUUUCGGGGCACUCGAAAGUCCAGGCACCACCGCUUCAGAAUGUAAUUAAAAGAAACUUAUUGGUAUUAGAAUAAGUUAGAAAAAGACACUUUCAAAAGUAUUCACGACCUCUUUCUUGCUCACAAAGCUUUUCCAAAUAAGAGGCAACACGUGCUUGCUUUAAGCUGUUUUUUUGACACCGACUUUAUUGUCAAACUUGCACAUGCAACAAAAGAGACUUAGUGUAUAUUUCAACACCAAAACAUUCAACCAAACCAUAUAAUUUCGUCUAACCAAAAUCUGAUGGCUGAAUGUGAACAUAAUGCAACGCACCAAAGAUGGGCACAUAGUACAAAAUUUGAAAAUACAUUUUACGGUCAUUUAUUUACAAUACCGAUUUUGAUAACUGGGGACAACAACAAUAAUUUAUUUGCAGACAAAUUAAUUUCCCUCUUUAUUAAAUUGUGCAGUGCUUAUUCUGAGAAGAUAAAUAGCACUAGAAAUGAUAAGCAAUGUGGUUCCAUUUUUAAUUGACCACUGCUCUUCUCACCAGCACACUUGUGACUCUUAAAAUCACGCUUUUA
This is a messenger RNA of Phyllopteryx taeniolatus (common seadragon), 4200 nucleotides long. RefSeq names its product zinc finger protein OZF-like. The coding region runs from base 303 to 1802 and encodes 499 amino acids. The record is from RefSeq and is a predicted model, not a curated record. Gene Ontology annotation, cellular component: nucleus. Lineage: Eukaryota; Metazoa; Chordata; Actinopteri; Syngnathiformes; Syngnathidae. The transcript is spliced from 2 exons.